Molecule: messenger RNA, 4728 nt
Organism: Anopheles funestus (African malaria mosquito)
Lineage: Eukaryota; Metazoa; Arthropoda; Insecta; Diptera; Culicidae
Gene: Nplp1
Product: neuropeptide-like 1
Exons: 6
Coding region: 607-2130 (507 amino acids)
Source: RefSeq, a predicted model, not a curated record
CUGAGCCACUGUAAACUUUGUACAUAGUUGAAGCUCAGGGAUGCUGUAACUUUGGUUUUUGGUGAAAUUAUCAACUAGACAUAUUAUAUACCUGUUUUUAUCAGUGAAAUAUUGUGAUGAUAACCGAGAAUCGAUUUUACUGUUCAUAUCGUGAAAAAAGAUUAGGCUGCACUGAGUGUCCACGCAUCCAUUCCUCCUAUCAAUACCAGUCGAAACUUUAUCCUCAGCAGGUAUCGUGUUACUACUGAAAACGCAGGCUACGUCAUACACAUAUACCAGCAGAGUUUCUGGCAUCCGGAUUGAAUUUCCGUUGCAUGGGAGGAAUGGAUAGAAGUGGUAGAAGUUGGGAGACGAUGUGCUUGUAUUAGCGACUAAAUUUUUGAUUACGGUUUGCGGUUGGUUUGGUGACCUUUACGAGAAUACGUUUACUCAUGUGCGAAAAUGUUUGUGCUAACGUAUGUGUAACUUCUAGCUGCAGGUGAUUGGUGUUUAGUGUUAUAGAUAUAAAUGAAAUUUGGGUCGGUUGUGACUAAGUGCAUUAGUGAUAUAGUUUGAGAUUCAGAAAAACGUUUGUUGUUUAUUUAGUGUGAAAUAUCAUCGCUCGUUAUGAUGUUGCGGUACGUGCUGGUUUUACCGCCAAAGCUGUUUUUUGUUCGGGCGUUCAUGUUGCUUUUCUUAAUUUUUCACAACGUAAAUGCACAAAACUACGACAGUCGCCGAUUGAAACCAUGUGAGCUAGAAUCGCUGCUAAGAGAUCUAACCUACCCUGAAGAAGGUUAUGAAAUGCAUGCUGUGGCGCUUCGCAACCAGUUGCGACAUAUUUUGGAGCGUGAUCCUUCUGAAAACUAUCAGAAUCUCGAUGACAGUUCGGAAGCAAGCCAUGGUCCGUACGAAGACAAACGUUCGUAUCGUGCCCUUUUACGAGAUGGAGCCGUCUUUGGUAAACGAAAUGUGGGCGCACUAGCUCGGGCUGGAUUACUGCGAAAUCAACCGGAAUACCUCAAACGUAGCCUGGCAACACUAGCCAAAAAUGGGCAGCUACCGUCGCGUGACACAGAAUCCGAGGAUACCACACCUGAUGGCGAAUGGAAUGAGGACAAGCGCAAUGUGGCAUCAGCGUUGAAAUCAGGAUACAUGCUGAACGGAAAACGUACCAUUGCUUCGUUGGCCAGAAAGUAUGAAUUGCCUGGCAAGCGAAACAUUCAAUCAUUGCUACGCACUGGAAUGCUUCCGUCAAUUGCACCGAAACGUAAUAUACAGUCUCUCGCACGGGAAAAUGCACUUGCAGGAUAUGGAAGCGUUGAUAAGCGAAACAUUCAGACACUGGUACGCGAUUGGAGUUUACCGAAACAACAUAACAAACUCUCCGAGGGCGGCAGUUCAACAGGUGAUAAUGAAAAACGCAACAUUCAAUCGUUGAAGAAUGCCCAAGGAAAUGGACGCAAAAAGCGAUCAUUGUACUAUGACGAAUUGGAGGAAAGCAGUCCGGAAGUGUUGGAACCUGUUUUCCAAACUGCUCCACUGGACUACGAGGAGCUUAUGGACGCAAUGGUGCAAACAUAUCCUCUCUACAGUACCGACAAUCAUCUGGAAGAAAAACGAUUUCUUGGCCUCAGAAGAAGCGAAGACAUCACCAAUUAUGGAGAUGACAGAACGGAUGCGGAUCUGCCAUUGCGAAACAUGCCACUCGUAAAGCGCCACAUUGCCUCGAUAGUGCGGUCCGGCUGGACACCAUCGUUCCGGCCGUCGCGUGGAAAUCGCUUCAGUCGGGCCGGCAGGGCGAGGUCGAAUUUUACUCCCGACCCGAGCCACUACGACAACCAACCAGCGGCGUAUGUAGACAAUGCAUUCAUGGAUUCAGAGGCACCGUUAGUUGGGGAGCUCCAGGGUUACAGUCCUCGUGGGGUGCUGCGCCGCCCAGAGUUGCCGCGCUACACUGGCGAGGCCUUCGCGAAUCACCCGUACGUGCACGAAGAGUUCAGUGAACGUGUAAACCCUUUCUACACGGAUGAGGAAUAUCGUUGUGCCAACCGUCUCCGUAAGUUACUCUAUUAUCUGAAAAAACAGUAUUAUCUUGACAAUAAAUACAUUCAAGCAACUUAUGGCAGAAAUUCAGGUUACUUUAAGUAAACCGUAAGCGAUAUUCGGUUAGUGAAAAGGAAAAGAAAACAAAAGCAUAAAUCAAAUUUUCCAACUUCUAAAAAGCACUGUCAUGUGUCUUUGUUUUUGCAUCAAUCACAACUUUUCUCUAAUCCACUAAAUGGUUCAUAUUUAAUUUUUUAACUCUGAUUAUAUUUUACAACCUCAUUCUUCAAAGUGGAACAUGAGAAGAAAUUCCAGUAAAUUACUUGUUUUUACCUAUACCUAAGCCAUUUAAAAAGUAAAAAGUUGCGGGCUAGUUUAAAAAGAAAACUUUGAAAACUGAAGCACAUUACAGUGCAAGAAUUUCUAUCCUACUGACAAAAAAGUAAUAUCUAAUACUUUCAUAUCUAUUCGCUCAUAUCAAAUCGAUGAAAUGAUCAAUAAUAUAAUCCAGAUGGUAGUGAAACUCUUGAAAUCCGUAUUAUAAAUUAUACAAGGAAUUUCCGAUUAAAAUCCUCUUGUAUAAUCUACAUUUUUUGUGGUAUGUGGAAGCUUAAUGUAAGGUUUUGAAUUAUAGACACGAAAACGAAUUAUAUUUGCUCCCAUGCGAAUAAGAAGAUAGAGCAUAGAUUGUGAGCAGAGUGUGGAGUCAAUAGUAUAUUGCGCCUACCAUCGUAAGCAGAGAACAGUAAUACCGGUGUUCUAUCGAUGAUAAAUCGGUUCUGUAUUUGCGAUGGUAGUUUCAUAAGCAACAGCUAGUAAGGCCGAAGAUCAUUCGAAUUCCGAGCAGAGGGAUGCGGGAAAGAAUAUAAAAUGUAGGCCGAAACGUCAUACAAAUCAAGUUCAAUUAAUUGCAAAACAAGCUAUAUGUAUAGCUACAUCAUAAAUGGUUUCAACAUCUGGCACAGUAAUUGGUGGACCUCUGCUCGGUAAAUCGUGCCCCGGCAGCAUAUAUCGAAAAGAUCUAAAUAGCUGAAUCUACAACACAAUGGGAAACGGCAUCGCAAUGUUCUAAACAUCUGAAAGGCAUUGAUGAUUGAGUUAUUUAGAACGUUUGAAAUAAUGACAAACUUUCUACUUAUUGACUACUGAUAACACUGCAAAAAUCUAUGAGCUAAAUGAAUUCAAUACAAACAUGGUGAAAGGACAAGUAAACGAAUGUAUAUGAAAGUUAUGGAAUAUUUAUUUGUUCACGAUUUUUUAUUGAAAUGUAUAAUUUCUGGGUGAUCUUAGUGAGUGAUUAGUGAAUAAUUUAGCCUUUUUUCAAAGUAAUUAUUUUGUAGGUCCGGAUAAUCAGUUUUUUACCCCAAAUGUGUUAGUUCAAAUGUAUCAAGUUCAAAACUUUAUUAAUGAUAAUGUUUUGUUCUAUUUGAAGCAUAUUUUUUGCUAGAUUCAAAGUAAGCAUAACAUUAAAAGAAACAUGAAUUUAAUUACCAACAAGUGUGAGUGCGACAAUUGAAAACUAUGUUGUGACUGUUGUAUCAAAAGCAAACCUUUACCCGACCGAGUGCUCUCUACAAGAACAAAAUCAAACUGACAAUAAUUGCAGCAAACAUGUGUUCGUAAGCGAGUGCAAACGUAACUAGGAAUGAGAUAAAAUAUUCAACUGAAACAUAUUUUUAGAUAGCUUAGUCAGCAAUCAACCGACUGCACACGAUUGGACAAUAAUGUUUGGUUUGCGGUGAGAACAGGAAAUAACACAUGAAACCAUCGUAAAAAAUGAUAGCACAUUAGUUGGCUUGAUAGAUUAAUUUGCAGUUGCCUAAUUAUAGCUUCCGAUCAUUACUGUUUUCUGAACCACUAAUCUUGGGAGUAAUGCAUUUUUGUGAAAUCGACAAUAUAACAAAAAAAAAACACACACGCACACACGUCAAUACCGAAGGCUGAAAGUAAAUCAAUGUUGGAUGUGCAAUGAGUGUAAACAAAAGUGUACUAUAACUACGAGAGACAAUAAUAACUCAUAACAAUAUAAUAAUGACAAAUAAUAUGGAAGCGAAAUGAGCAAACAGUAAGACAAAACAUAGCUAGCGUUAAGAUGGUAUGCAGUGCAAACAAGACAAUAAUUUAUAACACACAAAAAAAGCAUGCACAAAUCCAUGCGAACAUGUUAGUGUUACGAACAUACAUCGUCGAUUCUUGAAUGUCAAAUCCAGUCACUUUGUAUGCUGAAUAUUCACAGCAUUCUAAUGCCCUAAGGAACGAAUAUAAAAAAACACACACAUUUAAAUGCAUUAGUAGCGUCACAACAACAAGGAAUUCAAAAUAUCCUACUUCUGGUGGUUCAAAGUCACUGGCAUUAUGUAGAAGAAACCAUUUGAACCCGUUUGUCAUCAAGAUAUUCAAAAGGAGGUGUUGAUUAUGUUAGGAUAAAAGUGUGUAUUAUAAAACGCUUUCAAGUAAAUGAGGACUACAUAGCGACAUCAGUGAAGGAACCAUAUACUAUUAGCAUACAUAUUCUUAUACAUAUAUACACAUUAUAUACAUACAGUGAAAGGAAACAAACCAAAUAUAUUUAUCAGACUCUUCCUCCCUUAUUAUAUGUGCUAAGGAAAACCCAAAUAAAAACCAUAAUAAAACCAUGUAAGAAGAAUUAAGACAAUGGAAUAAAGGUGCAUAACAGCAGUCACAAGUAUGUGCGCACAUCUA